AGAAUAUCCACCUUCUCCAUUUUAAUUUAAAUCUAGUUAUUUUCAGAUGCAAAAGAAUAUGCUUUGCUUUUCUUCUUAUGGGCAUCUUUUACCUGUGUAUCAUAUCUUAUUUACAGUGAAGAUGGAAUUAAAGCACUGUAAAUUAUUAACAAAGGGGAUGGCAAAAGUGAAAGUCAGUAGCCCAUCACUACUAUCUAUGUCUCCAUUCUGCAGAAAUUAUUUGAAGAAAAUAUUCCUGUUUUACUUUAUCAGGGUACAGCUAAGACAGUACAUCAAAGAUGAGAGGUACCUGGAUACCUGCAUGAUGGUGAGGCAUUCCCCCCACAUGCUUUUUAAAAACAAAAGGAGGAAAAAAACAGGAAAAAAAAGGAGGGAGGCAAAAAAACCACAAAGGGAUGAAUGGGGAAGAGAAUCCUUUGAAGAACUGGAAGUGAUGAUUGAAAUAGCCGCAAAAGGAUAAGAGAUGCAGAGGUCGUGCUGUGCUGCUGGCCGAUGCUCUAGCACUUAGACUGUGGUCUUUUCUCACUGCUGCUGCCGCAACAGCUAGCCUGUGAACAGAAAACCAGGUUACUGAGGAAUACAGAGCACCAAAAGUAGACGGAUUGUCGGGGUAGUAGCUCAUGUGCAGAGAAGGAACCCAACUAAAAAAGAACGUGCAAUUUGUUUAAAGAGGGACGUAGGCUGAUAAAACUAUUCCAUUUUAGGUUCUGCUCUCUGGUAAAGUAGUAUAAGUCUUGUAGAGCUAUUCUAGAUACAUGUGGUGUAAAUUAAUAAUGUAAAUUGUAUAAUAGUAUACCAGGGGAAUUUUUUGUAUGUGUGUGUGGGGGGAAAAUUUUUUAAUUUCUUUUAACACAAUGAAAAUGAGUGCUGUGAAACAGCUUAGGCAUUUUUCGGAGUAUUAUACUCUCUACAAUGUAAGUAUAUUAAAAAGACUUUGUCUUUGUUUGUGCUAUUGCAUUCUUUUAGGUAAAGUCUCAGUCACUUAAAAACCAAAAGACGGAUUUACAUUUAUCCAUACCACUUUUAUCUGUUUAUAUAAACAGUCUGGUGCAGUGUUCUGUGCUGAGCCAUUGUAAUCAAUGCAAAAUUAAUAUGGACUAUUUGGUGUUUAAUGUCGAUAAUAUCCUAGGUAGCUGUGUUUGUUUUGAGAUCCUGCUAUAGCUCCUGUGGAAACAGUAGAAGUGAAGGCUUGAAAAGCAUAAUGUUAUUUAAAAUAUCACCAUGUUUUAAUCUUUGAAUGAGUCCUACCUGCACCUUGUUUUCUAGCUGGGCUCGCACAUAGUGGAAAGUCAAUAAUUACUCUCUUUAAUGUUUUCCAGGUUGUUCACAAUUAAUUCUCAUGUCAACAGAAAGCUCAACCAUCACAGUUCGUCUUGUUCGUUCUUUUGAGCACCGGAAUUUCAGACCUGUGGUAUAUCAUGGAGUUAACUUGGAUCAGACAGUGAAGCAGUUCAUUACUUUUGUACAGAAGGAUGUGCCUUCAAGAACAGGACUUCCUCCUCCUUUUAAAAAUUACAAGUAUGAUACGAUGAAGAUUAUUCACCAAGCUCACAAGUCUAAGACCAAUGAACUUGUAGUGGGUCUGGAAGAUGAUGACAAACUCAUUUUGAAAGAAGAAAGCACACUGAAAGCAGCUGGAGUAGCAGCUUGCAGAUGCCAGAAAGACUGUGGAGGAGAUUAAAGUAAGUGAGGGGUAGAGUGUGGGUGACCUACAUUCUUACUUCCUCCUGUUUUGGGUUUCUUCUUCUAUUGUUUUUUUCUGGCCUCAUAGUGCUGCUGUAAUCCUCAGGGGUUGCCACAGCUUGCUGCUCCUGAGAACAGCUCAUUGCUUCCAAAUUAUCAGUGUAACCUUCAGCAACCACACACGUUCUGGAGCUGAUGCAUAGGAGAUUGCAGUUGUGCUGUCCUUGUUAGCAGAAGAGGACUGUGUGCAGGGUUGCAGUCAGCACUGUGGUGCAGGUUGUUUGGGAGGUGUUCUCACUCCUCUUCCCUCUGCACAUCACCCAACUUGGCUUCACUGGAAACCAGGACCUCCUGCUUCUUGAAGUAUGGCAUGCUUGGCAGGUAGCUGAGAUGGGUUUUUGGGCUGAUGAUGCAGUGGGAGAGCAGAGGGGUGCAGAGGUUUUAUCUUCAUGCACAUAUGAUAUGUUUGGUCAUACAGGGAGUGUACCUUUUGUUUGCUAAUAUUCCCUCUCUUUGAAUAGCAGUAGAUUCUUCCCUUUGUAGUGGGCCAAAAGCAGGUAGCCAGAAGAGUGCAAGUUUCAGUCGGUAGUGAAUAUAUUUAAGUGCUCAGUAUGACAGUCUAGAUUAAUACAAGAAUUUACCUUUGUAUGUCCAAUUCUGCCCUCAGGCAGGUGACUUGGUGCUGUGUACCUAGAAUUUCAGCAAGUUUGUAAGAACUGCUUCUAUCUGCUCUCAUUUCAUACCCCAGCAAGGUUUAAUUCUGCUUUCAAACACGAAGCCCAGGGAGUCUGUAGGGCCAUGGGCCCAGCACAGAAAAACAUGUUCUAGGUGUGUUACCCUUCUGUUCUAAACUCAAGACAUAUUCUUAAAAGGCCAGUUUGGGAAGCCCCUUUUCUUCAGUGGACUGAGAUUUUUAAUAUGGAAGGUAUCGGUCUGUUUUCCAUACUACUUUGAGGUCACAACUUUGGCUCUCCGUAUGUAUUGGUCUCCAUCCAACUGGAGCACAUUAGUUGGUUUAGAGUCAAAGAAGCAAUCUAGAAGUGAAAGCCUCAUAUCUUAACAAUUAGUAUUACUGUACUUUCUCACCACUUUUUUUUUUCUCCUAAAUAAAAGGAACCUGGUCUUGCAGAAAGCAGACUUGUCUCUUGUAUUUAUUUUCUAGAGUGCUGAAUGAGACAGCUACUUAAAAGCAGUCACCUAAUUGUAGAUGACUCUUUAAGCCAGUAGACAGGCAAAUAGCAGCAGCAGCUCAAAGCUGAAGCUAGCUAAACACAGAUCACAUACGAGAAGCAGAUAAGACUAACCAGCCAAACAGCAGCUAUAGUGGAUCCUCCACUGCUGAGGUUUCUAAUUUAAAGCAGAUUAUAGCUCUGGGAGAGCUGCUGUAGUGCCCCUUUAAGUCUCUGAAGGAUUCCUCUAAUCCUAUGGCUUAUUUUGUGUGUGGGGCCAGUCAGGAGGAUCACAAGCGUUUUUAGUUUUUUGAAUGUGAAAGUGCUACGCAGUUCCUGUUGAGGAAUUGUCUCUGAUCUUAGAUGAUAUCGUCCUGCAGUAUGUUGCAUGCUUAACGUUCAAAUAGGUGUGGUUUUGACUUGCACUUAAAAAACCUCAUGCAAAAAUUCUGCAAAAAUGUUGCUGCUUAUUAAGGCAAAAUAAAUAUAUUAAAGAAAACUGUCCUCGUGUAACAAACCUAGUUUUUCAAAGCUGAGGCACAAUCUGCAGGUCCCACUAACACAACGUGUGAAAUUUUGAGCUCGAGGAUAUAUCAGACUUUUGUUGCUGCUUCUAGUAUCCCAGGCUGCUGCGUCUGCCAUCUUGGGGAGACUGGAGGAAAUAUAUUGUAUAGAGGUGCUGCAGCAACUACAUUUCCCUAAACAUUUAACUGUAGUUUGAUAUAUCACUUUGCAAGUAGAUCCUUGGAGAGCAAAAAACCAAUUGCACUGCUAAAAGCCUUGUAUUAUAAAACAGAAGGAGUGAAAGAACUGUACCUGCAGAGGUUAAGCUUCAGCACAGGAAUUUAAAUGAACUCAUUAAAAUCAACAUACAAAUUAGCUCAUUAAAAUGCAACGCUGCUGAUCUAGAAGUUGGUUGAUCUGGCAUGCCUCGUUUAUGAAGAAGCGAUUUAAGAAUUGGAGAACAAAAUGAUAGUAUUGAAACUCCUUUCUUUCUGUUCCCAUAAGCCUCAUCCGUAACUCCCUCGUCCUAGAACUGUGCAUCAACUGCACUUUUUGCUUACUGAGUUAAGCUUGUCCAUUCCUGUGCUGCAGCUGCUUGUGUAAUAUCACUAGCCUCCUGUAAUUAAAUGUAUGUCUGCACGCACACAUGAGUAGGCUGUGCCCUCCCACGUGCAGAGGAACUCUGUAAUGUAGGCUCUGGCAGCCUGGGUCAAGCAAUGAUCGUUUUUGCUUAUUAUCUUGAUAACGAGACUCUCUACAGACGCUGUCUGUAGCGAGUCUUGUUUCUUUGUGUUUAAGUUCUGGGUAAUCACACUAUCCUCCACUACUGCCAUUGCCUCCUAAAAAGAUGCCUAAAAGUAAUGCUAUUGUCUAGGCGGAGGGAAGAAAAAAAAAACCAGACCCAAAUGAGUACUGAUGUAACUUUAUAGACCUGUUCAGGAUAACUUUUAUAUAGCUACAGAGGCCAAUGAUGAGAACUGAUUAAAACUGGCCUUGUUCUUACAGCUUUUCAGUUGGUUCACACCUAUCCCAGAGGCACAUAGUAGGCAACACAGAAAAUAAAAAUAUAAAGAAUUUACAUUCCAGCUAUGUAUUCUGCAAUAAAAUAUAUAAAUGUGUGUGUAUACAUAUAUGUGUGUGUGUAUAUAUAUAUAUAUAUAUUUGGUAACUCCAAAUACAAAACAAGUUGAUGAGGAAAUUUUAAGCUAACCUCACUAAACUCUUAUCAAUAUCAAAUAAUGCAGUAGGGAAAAAAAAUUAAAAAGGCGAAGAUCAUUUAAAAAUUCCUCAAACCAGUUUUCAGUAUUCCAGAAUCAGAACAGAUCAUUUGAACCAUUGCCCAAGGUUUUAAAGAACAGACACCUACAGAGGGCACCAUUUGAAAUGCUGCUCUAGUUCUGCAUUUAUAGGAGUUGGUUUCAGUCUUUAAAGAGAUGUCGACUAGUUAGACCGUAUGAUGGCAAAGACCGGGAGGCCCCUAAUCAGCCGUUGUUAGAUGCUGCAGAGCUGUGUUAGCUAUAUGACUUCUGAACCAGCUUGUCCACUCGCAGGGCUUGGCGUCUGUCUGAAAAACACCUUGCUGACUCACCAACAGAGCCCUCUCCACGGGUAGGUCUGGGUGCCUGACUCUGUUUCUUCUCCUGUACCUGGCCCCUUUGGCCAUCAAUGGGAAAGGGUACGUGGGCAUGAAGGUUACACAAAUCAAAGCUGCAGACUUUAGUUCUGCAAUGCAAAAAGGUGAGUCUGACCUUGCAGUACCUCACAGUAAAACCAUACCUUUCCCUCUUGAAGGCAAAGCCUUCAAGACUGCGUAAUAUUCUUUCCUGCCUCCUACACCCCCUUUUUUUUUUUUUCCUGGCAGCAGGCAGUAGUCUUGCCUGACCUAAAGAAGUGAAAAGAAGCUUAGCUGUGGAAAAAAAGGCAUUUGAAUACUUUAUCGUAGCCAGAAAACGUGCAAACUGCUGCUUUUAUGUUGGCUUUGGCUGAUGAUGAAAUGGAACAGAGACUGGAAAGAACAAGCUUGCUGAAUCCAAUUUUACCUCCAGGGUGAGUUACAUGGGAGUGGGUGGAAUGAUACCAGGUGAAACUGUCUCACAUCCAUGCGGAAAAUUAACCUGUCAUUCAACUGCAAAUAUUACUGGUUAACAUAUCUGCGUGGUGAGCGUUUUUAUGAGUUGCUGAUCUGGGCUUGGUUGUGGUGGCGGUGGGGCUUGAAUAACCAACUUUCUGAACGGGACAACAGGAAAGAAUGGUAACUUCCCCUCUUUGCAACAAAAUCAUCAGCUGAUUUUGAAAUCCUAGCAUUUCCCUCAUGCUGAUUUCCUUUUGUUCAGUGAAAAGAAACGGUGUUUGGAGACUUUAGUGUAAGCCUUAUGCAAGAACUGAAAUCCCUGAGUAUCAUCAUUGGCAGCUUGAGCAGUAGUUGGAGAAUAUUACUCUCUGCAGUCAUUUGAGGCCAAACAGGGAAUUCUUAAAAUCCUCUGUCCAUGCAGAAAUCAUCCAGGCUACAGAGGUGAUGCUGACUUGUAGAAGGGCUGAUGUGCCCCCAACUGAUCCAUUUUCCGCACUUAUAUUAGCUCGUCUAAUAACAAGCUAAUACCGUAUUUGAUACUGACAGCUGUCAUUUUUCAAAGCAAUGUUCAACACUAAGUAGUGUCUUUUACUUAACUGUGAGAAAACCGCGUCCUUACAUCUGACCUUCUGAGGCAGUUUUCUUGUGUCAUCUUGAUUGCCUGCAUUUUAAAUGAGCUUUUGGGAAGAAUGGCUGUCUAGUCCCCAUUCCAAUGAUUUGGAUCAUCCAAAAACUAAAGAACUACGCUGAUAAAGAACAAGAGCUUGAAGGGGUGGGAAGAGAAAGGAAGAAAAUGAAAUUAGGAUAGAAUUCUUCAUUGCCCUGUACCUCAUCCAAGGUGGGUGUAAAGCUGGAAAAGCAGCGUUGGAUACCUGCUGUGCAAUCUAGUAAGUGAUUUUAUAAGGCGCAAGGCAAUGAAGGACUAUGGCCAAAAUGUGUAUUUGCUGUAUUUUCUUUGUGGUCAAGACUCAUUAAUCCCUUUGCAAGACAGUUCACAAAUCUUAUCAGUGCUACUGAAACCAAGCGUUUCAGAGCUGCUGUUUUGUCUGCAUAAGUGGAAAUGCUCAGGUGACAAUGUUUUCAAAAAGUUUCGCCUUAUUAUUUGAUGUAAGGCCUGCCAGAAGGCCUUGGUUUUCUCCAUGCAGUUUCAUAAAGCCGCAAGUCAUUCCGAUAAUUAUCUUCACUCUAUUUCCAUCAAAUACUGCCUGAAUCUUUGGUUUAAUAAAACAGAGAACAUAUGGCAGCAGUAGGUGUCAUGCCAGUGACAGCAGUGCGGAGGAGAGGCAUGAAUGUUAGGGACAUCCCUCUUCAAACGCUGUUACACUGCUGGAAAAGGUGAUUUGUUUCCACAGCUUAUAAAUGUGCGCCAGGCAGCUUACAGGAACACAAGUGCCAUCUGUACUUGCAAAAACCGGGACUACUUGGACUUGCUGGAUACUUUUGCUAAAAUCAGCAGACGCUACGUAACAUGGAUAUUGUUCUGUUCUUACUUGGCUGUGGAGUUCAUUGAGGAGACCAAAACCAGAGACAAUUCAUGUUCCUAAGCCUCACUGCUUUGGUUGAGCCAGACACUCAAGAGGCCAGAUUUCUUGCCUGACAUAGGGGCCUGAAAAUCUGUGCUCUUUCAUAUUAGAAAAAAAAAAAAAAA
Struthio camelus australis is the source of this 7075-nucleotide messenger RNA. The record is from RefSeq and is a predicted model, not a curated record. NCBI's taxonomy places the organism in Eukaryota, Metazoa, Chordata, Aves, Struthioniformes, Struthionidae.